This is a messenger RNA of Anoplopoma fimbria (sablefish), 2289 nucleotides long. It is a transcript of the gene dusp1, whose product is annotated as dual specificity phosphatase 1. Gene Ontology annotation, cellular component: cytoplasm; nucleus. The transcript is spliced from 4 exons. Bases 211 to 1341 code for a protein of 376 amino acids. The record is from RefSeq and is a predicted model, not a curated record. Gene Ontology annotation, molecular function: MAP kinase tyrosine/serine/threonine phosphatase activity; protein tyrosine/threonine phosphatase activity. Gene Ontology annotation, biological process: negative regulation of p38MAPK cascade; endoderm formation; protein dephosphorylation. NCBI's taxonomy places the organism in Eukaryota, Metazoa, Chordata, Actinopteri, Perciformes, Anoplopomatidae.
UCUUCAAAGCACUCAGACGCAUAAGCAGCUCACCAUAAAGUUGUACCUACUUAACUUUUCAAAGAAGAACCGAAAAACUUCCGGAUACACUCAAAAAAAAAGAGGAAAGGACCAACUUCAAUACUCUGAAAACUUUGUUUGACUUUUCUUUUUUUUUUUUUUUUUUUUUCUCUAAACAAUCCAACCGGAACAAAGGACUCGCCACGCUUUAUGUAUUUGGAUUUAUUAUAUCUAUCCCGCCGUCCUACUAUGGUCAUAAUGGAGGUCCCCACCAUCGACUGUGCGUCUCUCCGUGCCCUGCUGGAGGACGACGUCCCGGGCUGCCUGGUCCUGGACUGCCGCUCCUUCCUGUCCUUCAACGCGUCCCACAUAUCGGGCUCCACCAACGUGCGCUUCAGCACCAUAGUGCGCAGGAGAGCCAGGGGGGGCCUGGGACUGGAGCACAUUGUCCCCAACGAGGACACAAGGAACCGCCUCCUGUCCGGGGAGUACCAGUCUGUGGUGCUGCUUGACGACCGCAGCUCGGACUUAAGCCAGGCGAAGAAGGACGGGACCUUGAUGCUGGCUGUGACGGCCCUGUGUCGCGACCCCUGUGGGGUCAGAGUUUUUAUUCUAGAAGGUGGUUUUGAGACAUUUUCAACAGAUUAUCCAGAGACGUGUACCAAACCCUCCCCUCCACAGGGGCUUAGUUUACCCCUGAGCGCCAGCCAUCCUGAGAGCGCAGACCCAAGCUGUAGUCCAUGCAGUACUCCUUUAUAUGACCAGGGGGGUCCUGUGGAGAUCUUGCCUUUCCUGUACCUUGGCAGUGCUUACCAUGCUUCAAGAAAAGACAUGCUGGACAUGUUGGGGAUCACCGCUCUGAUCAACGUCUCUGCCAACUGUCCCAACCACUUUGUGGACUCCUUCGUAUACAAGAGCAUCCCCGUUGAAGACAACCACAAAGCCGACAUCAGCUCCUGGUUCAACGAGGCAAUCGAGUUUAUCGACUCGGUAAGAAAUAAAGGAGGCCGUGUGUUUGUGCACUGUCAAGCAGGCAUCUCCCGCUCCGCCACCAUCUGCCUUGCCUACCUCAUGCGGACCAACCGCGUGAAGCUGGACGAGGCCUUCGAGUUUGUCAAGCAGCGCCGCAGCAUCAUCUCCCCCAACUUCAGCUUCAUGGGUCAGCUCCUUCAGUUCGAGUCCCAGGUCCUGGCCACUUCUACUUGCUCCUCAGAGGCAGGAAGUCCAGCAAUCGGCAACAACAGCACAGUCUUCAAUUUCCCAGUCUCGAUCCCCGUGCACACCUCAGCUGGUCAGCUCUCAUUCCUCCACAGUCCCAUCACCACUUCUCCCAGCUGCUGAGGAAGAUGUGUGGAGCACAGACUUUGUUUGGACUUGAACUGUAACUCACGAGUGCCUCUGCUUAGAGCACUGGCCAAGACACGGUCCUGAUUAUAAGCCAUUUUAUUGUGAUACUGGUAUCACUGGACAGAAUGGGUAGUAUAGUAUUUGGUGUCAGUUCAUUUGACUAUGUGAUCUGCUGGCCAAAUCUCUGUAGGUUGGCCUCAUCAUUUCAAAGGGAGAUCAGACUACCACCAGGCAGUAUACAUGUUGUGUCGCCUAAAUGUGAAAGUCAUCUGCAAUUUUUAAUCCUGGAUGAUUUGGGAAAUGGCUGAAAAGGUAGUUGAGAUUAUUCCCGUAGAGGAAGUUAGAAGUAGUAAGAAUAUUCUUUACUCAACAGAUUUAUUUUUUUCUUUGUAUGAAGGCAAUUGCUUUUGAUAAUCAUAAUAAUUUUCAAGCAAACUAAAUGGAGAGGGCUAACAGUUGUCUCAGGAAUGUUGACUGAUCCUUCUCAAAUGACCAUUCUGCUUUCUGCAGUGGCUAAAGAAAGCCAUGUCAACACAUUGCCCAACAUGGCGUGGAAGUUACUCUUUCGUUUGACGAACAAUGAAUGUAUCCCCCUCUUUUAAGUGUAGAUGUAGCAGGAAUCUUCAUGUUCAGUUUGAGAGUUGAAUGGGUUGCCAAUUCAAAUGCAAAUACUUGCCUUUCAAGACAUCAUGAAACCUUGACGAUCCUGACACAUUGGGAAAAUGGACCAUUAAAUACCUCAUGUUUCUGUACUGUGUACUGCAGCGCUGAGGUGGACAGAACCCCAAAACUGCUAAAAUGGGGACACGUAGUCCUCAGUGCCUGUAUUCUCACAUAUUUAUUGAACCAAAGUAAUAUAUUUCUCUAUCAUAUCUAUUUUUGCAUAUGUUUGUUGAAAUGUUGUUUUUUUAUACGUUUAAUAAAUCUCAUUUGACUUUUGUA